AGCAUGGAGUUCACAAUAACGAAGUUAAAGCGCUGGCCGCAGUUGACUUAGCUUGGAGCUUUUCUUAUUGUAACAAAAAUAUUAUUUAUAUUAUACAUAAAAAUUGACUAGGAGCGCUCGUCUCCGUGCCUACUGCCACACACACAUUUGACUUCGUCACUCGUCACUCAAUAAUUCACCUAAGCAAUGGCGUUUUGUCAAUAUCAACUACUUCUAGCAGUUUUACUGGUAGGUACAGGUUCCCUCAACACCUUGUGUACUAAUUGUGCCAACCAAAUGAUGUCUAAAGGAUCUGAUGGCGUAGAGCGACUAUUCGAUCAUCCAUUUUUACAAGCAGCUGCAAUGUUUGGCGGUGAAGCUUUAUGCCUAUUAGCUUUUAAAGUGGUUUACGUUUUGUCACGAAACUCUGAGCUAAAUGUUCUCACCAAAGGGAAUAGGAAUUUCAACCGGAUUAUACUUCUUCCUGCUGCAAUGUUUGAUUUGUUUAGUACUGCAGUUAUGUACAUUGGCCUUACCUACACCUAUCCACGGAGCUUAUUGAUGUUCCGAGGCUCUGUAGUUCUUUUUGUCGGAGUGCUCUCUACUGUAUUUCUACAUAAGCAUAUACUAUUAAAAGAAUGGCACGGAAUGGCACAUGUAAUGGUUGGUUUUAUGAUAGUUGGAGUGACAGAUGUUAUUUUUGCUUCGUCCAAAGACCACAAGGGGCAGAACAGUUUGCUAACUGGAGAUAUGCUUAUUAUAAUUAGCCAAGUGAUCGCAGCAUGUCAGAUGGUUUAUGAAGAAAAAUUUCUUUCCGAUUUGGACAUACCACCACUGCAAGCAGUGGGCUGGGAAGGCAUUUUUGGUUUCUUUAUGUUGUCAAUCCUACUAUUUAUUUUUUAUUGGGUGCCAGCCCCACAUCUCUUGGGCCAUGGGCCCAAUGGAACUAUUGGAGACGCCAUUGAUGGACUGGUUCAAAUUGGUAAUAAUCAUUUGUUGCUAUGUGCUGUACUGGGCUCGGUUAUAUCUGUAGCAUUGUUCUCAUUUGCUGGGAUCAGUAUUACCAAGAAACGUUCGGCCACUCACCGCAUGGUUUUAGAUUCGAUUAGAACAAUUGUGAUUUGGAUCGUGUCGGUUUCUGUGAAAUGGCAAGAGUUUUAUUCGUUACACAUUGUUGGGUUUGCCGUUCUUGUACUAGGCAUGUGCAAAUAUAAUGGCCUACUGACAUGUAACGAUAGAACAUAUGACGAUGAAGACGACGAUGACGAUUUGAGUGAUUUAAACAUUUAGGCAGUCUUGGCCCAAGUUUGUUCGUUUCUAAAGUACAAAAUUUUCUUUUAUUUUAACGAUUAAGCUUGAAACAACUGCCCCUUAUGUUAUUAUUUACACCUUUAGUUUAAUCUAUUUUUUACUUGUAAAUCAAAAGUUCUAAUGAGGUAUGUUUUUGCGAGUUCCAAAGAUAUUAAAUCUCUGAUAUUUUUUUCGUGUUUCGGACCUCUGUUAUCAUGCGUUUAAUUUAGUACUUGUAUUUUUUAAAGUGCUUGCUAUCCAUUUUCUUAACUCUCUAAUUUUGUUUACUAUGUAUUCAAAUAGAAAGGCUUAUUUAAAGGCAAAUUAACAUUUAUAAUUUUGUUAGACUAGUACCUAUAGGUACUCUUGUAUACAGAUACCGGCAAACUUUUUGAGCAUUAAACAAGGGAGUGGGGGAAAGU
Pieris brassicae (large cabbage white) is the source of this 1691-nucleotide messenger RNA. RefSeq names its product solute carrier family 35 member F6 (gene Tango9). The transcript has 8 exons. Gene Ontology annotation, cellular component: intracellular membrane-bounded organelle; membrane. The coding region runs from base 187 to 1269 and encodes 360 amino acids. The record is from RefSeq and is a predicted model, not a curated record. NCBI's taxonomy places the organism in Eukaryota, Metazoa, Arthropoda, Insecta, Lepidoptera, Pieridae.